Molecule: messenger RNA, 1017 nt
Organism: Chenopodium quinoa (quinoa)
Lineage: Eukaryota; Viridiplantae; Streptophyta; Magnoliopsida; Caryophyllales; Amaranthaceae
Product: vegetative cell wall protein gp1-like
Exons: 2
Coding region: 1-1017 (338 amino acids)
Source: RefSeq, a predicted model, not a curated record
AUGGGGAUCAAAAUUAUGUCAAGUAUGCUUUUAAUAGCCUUGUUAGCCAGUAUAGCCUUGACUACAAAGUACCUUGAGAUUGCAAACGGCAGACUAAUACUCUCCCUACCAAAUGGGUUUGUCCAGAACCCAGUGUCAGAGACCCUCCCUAGACGACCCACAAGGAUGCUAGAGACUGUUAGCAGACGGCGAAGACCACCAGUUGGCACACCGCCACCACCACAGAGGGCUCCAGGACAAAUGCAACAAGCGCCACCACCUCCUCUUAUCUACAGCAUUUCCCAACCAGAUCUACCACCAACUCCUAGCACGGUGCCUCCUCCGUCACUGAUCAUGGAGUCACCCGAAGAUGAUAUCACUCCUCCAGCACCAUUAGGGAGGACAAAUCCUACACCAGUUCCUAUGAUCGAUGACAAUGAUCCACCUGAAGAUGAUUCCACUCCUUCAGCACCAUUAGGGGUGACAAAUCCAACGCCAGUUCCUAUGAUCGAUGACAAUGAUCCACCUGAAGAUGAUUCCCCUCCUCCUUUAGGUAUGACCAUUCCAUCUUCAGAUGGUGAUAUCGAUUACAUACCACAAGAAUUUCCAGGGGAUCCACCUACAGGUGAGCCCCUUCCACCGGAAGAUGAGACUGAUCCAUCAUCAGAUCCUACACUUGCUCCUAAUCCACCACCAUCACCAGUUACUGAUCCAAAAAAUGAUGCUACACCGAUGCCACCAUCUGAUCCACCGUCAGAUCCUACACUUGCUCCUAAUCCACCACCACCACCAUCACCAUCACCACCAAUUACUGAUCCAAAAGAUGAUGCUACACCGAGGCCACCAUCUAAUCCACCGUCAGAUCCUACACUUGCUCCUAAUCCACCACCAUCACCAGUUACUGAUCCAAAAGAUGAUGCUACACCGAUGCCACCAUCUAAUCCAUCGUCAGAUCCUACACUUGCUCCAAAUCCACCACCACCACCAGUUACUGAUCCAAAAGAGGAUGCUAUACCGAUGCCACCAUCAGAAGAAUAG